CGCUAUCGAACCUUUAGGAAAUGUAAAUUUGAAUGCCUCCCAAAUUCGCUACAACUGUCUUUUCUUUUACUCCGGCAUCGCUUACACUGCCAACACAUUCAGUAACAUAAAGCCUGUUACGUUUAUAAUACGUCUUAAACGUUAUAGAAAACGAUGUAUUAACAAGUGGUAUUUGCAGAUGAGCUCCAACCUCGCCCGUAAAAUGAGACGUUGUUCACCUGUAGACUAGUCCGCAACACACCCCUCCCUCUCCCUCAAAACGGUUUCUCGCAAAUGUUUUGAGUCACAUGGAUUUAGCAAUAUCGGAUAGCCUCUAUGGGAAUCUCAAAGACAAGUCCGGGUAUUGGGAGAGGGAGACUGAGGAAGAGAGUCAGCACAGACCAAGCCCGCGAAGCCUCAACUGCUCGGAGUACACAGUUAAUCCGUCUCGGAUGUGGAGUUUCAAAUAAAAUGGAUGAAUGUCAAUUAUUUUCUUCAUUUGUUCUAUUUUGGAGUAACCCUUUAAGCUUCUUUUUUGAAUGUAUGGUUUUUUCUUGAAAUUAUGUCAAAAAUAAAUGGAGGAACGCGUUGACUCAGACAACAUCCCUUUACAUUCCACAUUCCGGAGAGGGAUUCUUUGGUGAAAGUCAUGCACACCCGCGAUACACUGUAAUGGCAGAACUAGAAGUUUUCAAAAAUAUCAGUCUUGAAAAGGUCGAGCGAUGUAUGAGUGUCAUGCAGUCUGGCACUCAGAUGGUCAAGCUCAAGAAUGGUUCUAAAGGCCUGGUCCGUCUGUUCUACCUGGACGAGCAUCGCUCCUGCAUCAGAUGGAGGCCUUCCAGAAAGAGCGAGAAGGCCAAGAUCACUAUCGACUCCCUCUACAAGGUCACAGAGGGGCGCCAGUCCGACAUCUUCCACCGCCAUGCCGAAGGAAGCUUCGAUCCUGCCUGUUGCUUCACCAUUUACCACGGAAACCACAUGGAAUCUGUUGACCUGGUUACCGCCAAUGCAGAGGAAGCCCGUACCUGGGUGACCGGUCUGAGAUACCUGAUGGCAGGCAUUAGCGACGAGGACUCACUGGCCAAGAGACAACGCACCCAUGACCAAUGGAUGAAGCAAACAUUUGAGGAAGCCGAUAAGAAUGGCGAUGGCCUUCUGAACAUUGAUGAGAUCUACCAGCUCCUACACAAAAUGAACGUGAACCUGCCUCGUAGGAAAGUCAAGCAGAUGUUUCAGGAAGCAGACACAGAUGACCAACAGGGCACACUCACAUUCGAGGAGUUCAGCGUCUUUUAUAAGAUGAUGUCCCUACGCCGUGACCUGUACCUACUGCUCAUGUGCUACAGUGAGAAGAAAGACCACCUCACAGCAGAGGAGCUGGGCAACUUCCUACGUGUGGAGCAAAAGAUGCCAAAUGUGACAGUGGAGUGCUGCCUGGACAUCAUUGAUAAAUUUGAAAACUCAGAGGAGAAUAAGCAGAAAGGAAUUUUAGGGAUUGAAGGGUUUACCAGUUUUAUGCGCAGUCCAACAUGUGACAUAUUUAAUCCCAUGCAUCUCGAGGUGAACCAGGAUAUGGAUCAGUCGCUGUGUAACUACUUCAUCUCGUCCUCCCACAACACCUACUUGACUGGAGACCAGCUCCUCUCUCACUCCAAGACGGACAUGUAUGCCUGGGUGCUGCAGGCUGGCUGCCGCUGUGUGGAGGUGGACUGCUGGGAUGGCCCAGACGGAGAGCCCAUGGUCCAGCAUGGCUAUACUCUCACUUCUAAGAUCACCUUCAAGUCUGUUGUAGAGACAAUCGACAAGUAUGCCUUUAUCAACAAUGAGUACCCAGUCAUCCUGUCGAUAGAGAACCACUGUAGUAUCCAGCAGCAAAAGAAGAUUGCCCAGCACCUGAGGGAAAUCUUUGGGGACAAGCUGGAUGUUGAGGAGGCUUUCAGUAAAGACCCAAAGCAGCUUCCCAGCCCCAACAGCCUGCGGGGCAAGAUCCUUAUAAAGGGUAAGCGUCUGCCCACACAUCUGUCAGCCGAUGCAGAAGAGGGGGAAGUGUCAGAUGAUGACAGCGCCGAUGAGAUUGAGGACGACUUCAAACUGAGAAACAGCUCCAGCAACAGCAUAAUCCAACGCCAGGUGGAAUCCCACAUCAGGAAGAAGCUUGAUUCUCUGCAGAAGGAGUCACAGAUCGGGGACAAAGAGGACACAGACAGCUUCUCCAUCGGGGCCCUGCUGCGUGCCACACACGAGGGACUCCACAGAAACCUCAAAAAGAACUCCAAAGAAACCCUGAAGAAAUCCCAGAGUCGGUCUUUCAUUGGCAACCUCAAACACAAGAGAAAUUCCAAGUCCAGGAUGAAGUGUCAGAGUGUGGAUGUGGACACAGAUGAUGAAGAGAAUGAGGAGGUCUACGGAAAGGAGUUAGUUGGCGUGCCUUACAGAGGUGGCCGGCGGAGGAGGACUAUAAAGCUGAGUAGAGAUCUGUCUACUCUGGUGGGACUCACCAACACUCUGGCCGCACAACAAGCUCUGGAUGAGGGUGCCCCAGGGAAUGUGCUGUCAUUCAGUGAGACAAGGGCACAGCAGCUGGUCCACCACCGAGCGGAAGAGUUCCUCCGUCUGAACCACCAGCAGCUCUCUCGCAUCUAUCCAUCUGCCUACCGUAUCGACUCCAGCAACUUCAACCCGCAGGCCUACUGGAAUGUGGGCUGCCAGCUAGUGGCUCUGAACUACCAGACAGAAGGUCGUAUGAUGCAGUUAAACCGAGCCAAGUUCAUGGUGAAUGGUGGCAGUGGCUAUGUGCUGAAACCUCCACCAAUGUGCAAAGGAUCCUUCAGUCCAUUUUCUAAUGAUCCACUUCCAGCAUAUCCCAAAAAGCAACUAUUGCUUAAGAUCAUUAGCGGACAACAGCUCCCCAAGCCACCUGACUCCAUGAUGGGGGACCGGGGAGAGAUCAUUGACCCUUUUGUGGAGGUGGAGAUCAUUGGUCUUCCAGUGGAUUGCUGUAAAGAGCAGACACGUGUGGUGGAUGAUAAUGGGUUUAACCCAGUAUGGGAGGAGACUCUGUCCUUUACUCUACACAUGCCAGAGAUGGCAUUGGUGCGAUUCCUUGUCUGGGACCACGACCCAAUUGGACGAGACUUUGUCGGUCAGAGAACCGUGGCAUUCAGCAGCCUUAUGCCAGGUUACAGACAUGUUUACCUGGACGGUCUGACAGAAGCAUCCAUCUUUGUCCAUAUCACAGUGCAUGAUGUUUACGGAAAGUGGAGUCCCCUAGUCCUCAACCCCAGCUAUACAAUAAUGCACUUUCUAGGAGCUAAUAAGAACCGUCAGCUGAAAGGCAUCAGAGGCCUAUUUAAUAAGGGCUCAAAGGCAUCAGUUGAGAACGGACUCCCCAUGCGAAAGCGUUCCCUUAGCGAUCACCUCUUGCGGCGCACAGCCAGCGCCCCUGCCAAGGGCCGAAGGAAGACCAAAAUGGCUCUCGCUGAGGCUGCAGAGGACCGGAAGAAUAGCACCGGCGAAGCUUUACAAGCGCAGGAAGUGGCGUUGGACCGUCGUACCAGUCCUCGAGCUCCUCUCCAACACAGGCCAGUCUCCAUGCCCUUGGAAAAGCUGCUGCAGGGCCAGCUCAGCCUGGCGUCCCCAGACCAGGGGAAGCCUGACCCAAUCACAGACACUCUCAUCGAUCUGGUCCACUUUGCACGCCCCAGGUCCAUCUCAGUGGACCUCCUCAUUGAAACCACACCCUCAUAUAAUUCUGACGACCAUUCCUCCUCUGUUGGCAAGAUCCCAGGAGCAGAUGAGAUGAGUAAUACUGCCUAUCUGGUAAUUGGAGAAGGAGAGAAAAAUGUAGAUGAUCCCAACACAGCCCCUUCUUCACUGGACCGUGUCAGUCACAAGCCCAAUGCUAAGGAAGUGCCAACUCCAUGCUGCUCUUCGCCUGCACCAGGCAGCAGUUCAGCAUCCCAGGUUUCAAGCCCAGUACAUCACAAAACAUCUCUUUCUUCGCCUUCACCUCUUGCAGUGGACCAGUAUGAUCAGCAAAGUCAGCUAUCUCUUCAGGACAGUACCAUCUCAAGGCUUAUUGAUGCUGUUUCCCUGGGCAAUGAGUACGACACUUGUGGGUCAAUAUCGGCCUUGAUUGGUCAGUUUGAACUCACAAUGGAACAUGGGACCCCUAAAACAGAAUCAGGACAAUCAAUCUAUGGCCCCUCUCUCUACAGUGUAACUCCAAACUCACAUAGAAUAUCCCACAAACACAAUAAAAGUAACACUAUCAAAACCACAGAUGCUUCAAGCAGUCCUCUCAAAGCUAUCCCAAACUCACAAAAACAUGCUUCCCCUAAGAAAGUCCUCCGGAACACUAGUAGUCCAUCCACAGUUCCAUUCUAUUCUGAGCCUUUACUUCUCUCAAGUCCAGAGACCACAGAACCUGCAGUGUACACCAUUCUUGAUGAGGAAGUGCUGUCCCCGGUUUCUCUAAGUAACCAAAGGGAUGAGUCCUUUGGUGUUGAGAAGAACUUCCGAAAGAAUGCACAUGGUUGCACCUUGGAUUCUUUCCCUUCUAAACAGGAAAUCGGUGUGAAUCUUGAAGACACUGAUUGCUGGGGGGAAAACAGGGAGGAUGGCCAAAGAGGCCAGUAUACCACUAAGAGAUCAGUGCAUGCCUGGCAAGCAAAUGGCUACACCACCUCAGCCAGCACCGGUCCAAACCCUGACCACUUCGUCUUCUGUCAUGAGUCAGCAGGUAGUAGUCUAAUGGAGGUAGAGCUCAAUGUCGAUGAAGAUCCGCUGGAGACCACACAGUUCUCUCCACGACAUGGUUAUGGUUGGAAUGGCCGGGGGCUUAAUAAUACCAUAUCUGCUGGCAUACACAAUGCACAUUACACUUCCUCUCUGCAUGACAGACUCUCAAAUGAGCCCUCACCUCUUCACCAGCCCACCCUACAGCCCCCUCCUUCACACAGACAUGCUGGUCAGCCAUUCCAGUUAGACCAGCGUCAAAGUUUUUCUAAUCUGUGCCAAGAUCGGUACCAAAUCAGCAAUGCAAGGACUGACCCCAAUCACCACAAUAUCAAUGAUAGGACCUUAUCGGGGAGGCAUUGGAGGGACACUUACAGUGGAUAUACGACUAAUGGAAGACAGGGAAUGCCACAAAAAACAGAUGAUCAUGAUGAGAGAGCCGGACACUUUCAUAAUGGAAACCUCUCUGAAUAUCUGUCUGAGCCCCAAAGGCACAACUCCACCAUGGGCAGGGACCUGUAUUCGCCAAUCUCAGACUGUGAUGUUCCCUACAAUUACACUGAGAAUGGCUUUGUCUCAACCAAAUAUUCUCAGCACACCCAGGCAGCGCCCCCCCACAUGGAGCAUAGUUUAGCUGCACCAGGAGUAACUAAAGGCCCGAGCCCUUGCAAGUCCAAGAGUCUGGGAGACCUGACGUCUGAUGACAUCUCCUGCAACUUCCAAAGCAAGUACCAAGUUAUCAGCCGCAGCUUCAUCACUUCAUCCCGAGACAACAGGAGAAUGGCCAGCCUAAACCAGCGACCUCAAUCUGCAGACCCCUUGACAGAGCAGCUACGCAAGCUAGUGACCUUAGAGCAAGAAGAGCUGCCCCAGUCGUCCCUCUCCAAUCAGAUCCCACCCAAGCCCUUGCCAACAUCCCUGCCCUCUCUGAAUCCUUUCCCUGUCAGCUCAGCGGAGGCUGCGGAUGAUCUUGAGGAUCCCCCGCCUCUUCUGACCCGUCGGCUGUCCUCUCGCAGUCAGAGCCGAGUGCGGCACAUCGCCAGCCGCGCCCGCGAGAAGCAGGAGGCACUGAAAUCCCGAACUGCUGCCAACAGCAACCGAGUAGUUCUGCGACACAAGUCACCCAGCUCACAAAAUCCUCUGCCUAACAGGCACUCCACUGGCUCCUACAUUGCGGGGUAUCUCGAGCAACUGGAGGACCGAGGUUUGCCUGAGGGGGCCUGUACUAGUCUCCGAUACAGUUAUGGUGAUCAUUACUACACAGAUGACUCAGCGCUCCUCUCUGAUUCCUGUCUUCCUUCAGAACCUGAGGUCUACUUCCUGCUCAGACUAUGAUUUUGUCUGUAACUCUGUGUAUUAUGUGCCCGCUCCACCUCCUGCUCAUACUUAUACUUACUUAUACGCUCUCGAUGAGGGUUGUCAGCUGUUAAGUAAGACAGCAUGUUGUAAAUAUACCUGUUUUUAUGUGUGAAAAGUCCUGUCCUCUUGUCCUACUGUGAGGCUUAUGUUUUAUUGACCCACAACUGAUGAAACUACUUCACAAUCUGUACUGCUUGUUACGCUUGAUGUGACCUUACUCAGAAUAAUUGCUUUGAUUUUGAGUCAAAGGUAAUAUGGUGAGCAGUAUGGUCUUUGUCCUUUGAUAUUUCUCUUUGUCCUUUGAAAAUGUGUAUGUGUGUAAUUAUAAAUUUGGCUCUUAUUUUAAAAGAGCUGUACAGUCUUCCUAUGUCUUUUGUUCUGUUUGUACAUACAGAUGUUGAUUAUCUGGUUUUAUUUAAGGCACCAUGAAUCUUCCUGUUUUUGACUUUGUUGACUAUGUUAGUAAGUAAUGCAUGUUCACUGUGGACUUGUCAAGCAUGACUAUGCACUGACUUUUAGAUGUUUUCAUGCUUUUGCACAGAUUUAAUUUUUUAACGUACUGGAUGCAAUACAUAGACAUGCUUGCUCUCUUUUAGUUAUGAGUUCAAUAAUGGCAACAAAACAAAUAAAACAUUUAAACUUUUAUUUUUCUAAUUGCUUUGAUACCAAAAGCAAAACCCAACCUUGUGUGUCUUUUAUUUGUUAUUUUUAAAAAGAAAACAUUUCAAGCUUAACUAACAUGCUAAGAUUGUUUUGGUGUAGAGGUACUGAAAUCUAAUAUUUGUAUUUGCACCCAGUGGAAAACUGAGCUUUUUCCUACCAAUGCAAUAAAAUUCUGAAAAAUUUGA
This is a messenger RNA of Clupea harengus (Atlantic herring), 6923 nucleotides long. It is a transcript of the gene plch1, whose product is annotated as phospholipase C, eta 1. Gene Ontology annotation, cellular component: cytoplasm. Gene Ontology annotation, molecular function: phosphatidylinositol-4,5-bisphosphate phospholipase C activity; calcium ion binding. Lineage: Eukaryota; Metazoa; Chordata; Actinopteri; Clupeiformes; Clupeidae. The record is from RefSeq and is a predicted model, not a curated record. Gene Ontology annotation, biological process: phosphatidylinositol-mediated signaling; release of sequestered calcium ion into cytosol; phosphatidylinositol metabolic process.